AUGGGAUCGAGUCCUAGAGUUCAGAAUUUCAAACGUCCCACCGUACUUCACAAGGGACAGAGGUGAGCAUGCAAUGGUCUUGACAGCUGAUCAGUCGGACUAUUCAGAAGCCGUCUGCCGGCCACGUACAUUGCUCCAGAAGAAGUCUCCAUCUGGGACAUCAUCAAACCGAAUCUCGGCAAAGACUUUUCCCGCUUCACGGUGCCGGUGUUCAUGAACGAGCCGCUCAGCUUCCUGCAAAGACUCUCUGAGAACGUGCAGUACAAUUAUCUGCUCGAGAAGGCGGCCAAGUGCGAGGAUGAUCUGCAGAGAAUGGAGUACGUCGCCGCGUUCGCCCUCGCCACCGUUUCCGCGAAUCACAAGCGCCUCUCGAAGCCGUUCAAUCCGCUGCUCCUCGAAACUUUUGAGCUCGAACGGUGAGUAUCACAUUCGUUUCCAUUGAUCUCAAAUAUUUAUUUUCAGAAACGGCGUUCGUUUCCUGGCCGAACAGGUGUCUCAUCAUCCGCCAAUCUCUGCCGUCUACGCCGAAUCCGACGAAUUCACCGUAGAGGUAAGGGGGGGUCUAUUACGUAAAUGCUUUUUCCUUCUUCUUUUCCUUCUACUUGCUAGAGGAAAGCAGCAGCGAACCGGUCCUUGCGCAGUCAGCGAGAAGAAAAGUGAAAGUUGCAGGGUACCGUUGAACCGACGCUCGGAUUCUGGAUGACCAAGUUGAUUGCCAAUCCGCACGCUCACCUCAAAUUAACUUUCAAAAAGUAAGGGCACUUACAGAGAUAGAGAUCCCGUUUUUUCUUUUUUUCAGAUCCGGCGAAACGUACUCUUGGUCGGCGCCCAAAUGUGCCAUCUACAAUGUGAUCAUGGGAAAGAUGUACAUGAACUUUGUAAGUUCAAGUUCACCACACCGAUGCAUGUACUGUUCCCUUCAGACAAGUCACAUGAAAAUUGAGUCGUCCGGCACGUACGACGCCAUGUUCUCAUUCGAAAACAAAGGAUAUUACAACCACAAAGGCGGCGACGUGCACGUCGAAGGCCACGUCUUCGAGGGCAAGAACAAGGUGAAGGCGCUCUACGGCAACUGGACGCUCUUCCUCGCUUCCUGCGAGCCCAACGACUUCAAGACAAACCGCAAGGAGUACGUGCAGCUGUUUAACGAGACAGUACUUGAGAAGGAUCAGGGACCGGUGCUGCCGGGCUCGAAGAUCCUGUGGGUGGCGAAUCAGGUGCCGAAGCUCUUCGACGAACAGUUUCAUUUCACCAACUUCACCCUUUCGCUCAAUGAAAUGUACACGGGAUUGGCGGAAAGGUGGCGCCGACGGACAGCCGGAGACGGAAGGAUAUGAAGGCGUUGGAGGAGGGGAAGAACGAGGAGGCGGAGGAGUUCAAGCACAAGUACGAGGAGGAGCAGCGGAGCCGCCGAGCCAAGAAGACUGGCGAUGUGCCUCUGUGAGUUGGGAAGAAUCAUCGAAGACUCGAAAUGUUUUCCAGGUGGUUCGCGAAGAACGAGGACGGGCACUGGGCGUACAAGGGCGACUACUGGGCGCGCGAGUUCUCCAGCUGCCUCGACCUCUUCGAAUCGUGCGACAACAACAACAGUUCCCGCGAGCACAGCUCCUCCUCCUCCUCCUCCUCGUCGGCCGACUAA
This is a messenger RNA of Caenorhabditis sp. 36 PRJEB53466, 1639 nucleotides long. NCBI's taxonomy places the organism in Eukaryota, Metazoa, Nematoda, Chromadorea, Rhabditida, Rhabditidae. The record is from the annotation of a GenBank genome assembly.